GUCAUCGGCAGUGGAGCGGGGCAGGUGGGGAGCGGUGGAGACCGUUUCUAACCGGCGUGUUUAGUGCAGGCCCGUUGGUGAAAACGCUGCGAUGGCGGAGAGAACGGGUGAUAGAAAUGCGAUUUACGUGUUGAGUGUGGUGCUAUUGAUGCUGAAAUUCGCGCCUGGCUGCACGGCUAUCGAGUGCUAUGUUUGUGACAGCUCCUCACAAAUCGGCUGUGCCGAGUUCCUCACCGAUACGUCACUGCUGGAGCCCGAAUCUUGCGAUAACGUCUACGACGCCAAAUAUUGCGUCAAGAUGACACAGGUGUUUGAAGGUCAACUGGGCACAAAGCGAUUCUGCUCAUCACGUGACUUCGGCAACUACUGUGAGUGGGUGAACCGCCCCGGAGACCCCAACACCUACCAAGCCUGCGUGUUGACGUGCUCAACAAACGCCUGCAACACCGCCCCGGGCAGUAGGGCAGCCACGCUUCUGGUCGCCAUGGCAACGGCGCUCGGAUUGGUCGGCUGGCUGCGAGCGGCACGGUGAUUGGAGCGUCGGUGGUGACCUGUCGUUGCUAUGGGAACGUGAUUGUAUGAGUCUUCGAGGCUAGGUUUGUAUUGUAAUGGAUGCGGAGGGGAUUUGUGAGUUGAUGUGAACUGUAGCGAAAGGGAUGAUGUGUAUGAAAUGGCGUAAUUUGUGAAAUAGGUUGAAAUGUGUGAGACGUGGAAUGACUGUGCAAAACCGUUUUGCGCAUGCAUAGGUAUAUCGCACUUCACAUGCUCUGGCUGAGGUGGUGUAAGGACCCUGUUUGUAUGUGUUUUGUACUGGCAUGCGAUUUUAAGUUAUCAUGACUGCCGCCUUUAUCUAAUGCUGCUUCAAGAUCUGUCUGUGUCUUUAUAUAGCGUUUUUUCUAGCUACCGUUUGCGAACUGUCCUGGUUUGUGGAAGUAUAUCUUUCUGUUUCAACAUCAUUGUACGGCCCUCCAGCAAAAGAGUGUUUGGUUAACCUAUGUGCUUUUGGUGUAAUAACUUUGAAUGACAGAGACACACCUGUAAUAUGACUUAAUAGAAAUGAGAAGAGGGUUCGUGCACACACUUCGGCAAUGGUUUUUAACAGCCAUUAGACGUAUUCGUCAAUGCAGAUCGCUUAUUGUGAUGUUGGCAACCAACCACUUAUUACCUGGAGGGCCGCACAUACCUAUUGCUUUGCUUUAUAGCUGAUUGCAAUAUCCACUUUUACGCCUUUUAUUAGGAGAACUCGCUGCAUAUUUUGCGUUUUUCCGUAUAUACGCCCGCUGUUGAAAUGUACUACACAUUCUACUGCUUAGC
Molecule: messenger RNA, 1314 nt
Organism: Amphibalanus amphitrite
Lineage: Eukaryota; Metazoa; Arthropoda; Thecostraca; Balanomorpha; Balanidae
Product: U-scoloptoxin(05)-Sm1a-like
Exons: 3
Coding region: 92-532 (146 amino acids)
Biological process (GO): regulation of synaptic transmission, cholinergic; sleep; positive regulation of voltage-gated potassium channel activity
Source: RefSeq, a predicted model, not a curated record